Messenger RNA from Caretta caretta (loggerhead turtle), 5364 nucleotides. RefSeq names its product Scm polycomb group protein like 4 (gene SCML4). Gene Ontology annotation, molecular function: histone binding; chromatin binding. Gene Ontology annotation, cellular component: nucleus. The record is from RefSeq and is a predicted model, not a curated record. NCBI's taxonomy places the organism in Eukaryota, Metazoa, Chordata, Testudines, Cheloniidae. Gene Ontology annotation, biological process: negative regulation of DNA-templated transcription.
UUUUCUGCCUGUGCUGAAUGCAUUAGUCUAAUGAGCUGUUUGCAGCUGGAGAGCUGAGCUGCUGGAGACUUACAGUGUGCUAACAGACAGGGAGAAGAUGGCUUUUGCAAUAGUCUGUGUGCAUGUGCUGAAAGUCAUAUGCCCGUUAGGUCGAAAUACCUGGUCUCUGUAAGACACUGAUCAGUGUUUUAACAUAAGCAAUAGCUCCUCUGCAUAUGAGUCACUUGUCCUCGCUGCCUCCAAGACUGGGUACUGUUGACAUGCAGUCUCCAAGAAUACCCGGUAGAAAACGAGGAAGACCCCCACUCCAUUCUACUCCGAUGAAAAUGGCUGUUCACAAUCUCUAUUCAGCGCCGUCUGGUUCCUUGCCAGUAGUGAAGAUCCCAAAGAAGAGAGGAAGAAAACCCGGGUACAAGCUGAAGUCGCGUGUUCUGAUGACUCCUUUAGCAAUCUCUCCUCCAAGAAGCACACCAGAACCUGAUAUUAGUUCAAUCCCUCAGGAUGCAGCUACAAUACCCAAUUCAGCUGCCCCGCAAGCUCUCACUGUGUGCAUUUACGUCAACAAACAGGCAAACAUGGGGCCAUACCUCGACAGGAAAAAAGUGCAACAGCUUCCAGAUCACUUUGGGCCUGAAAGACCUUCCAUGGUCCUCCAGCAAGCAGUGCAGGCAUGCAUUGACUGCGCAAAUCAGCAAAAGACUGUCUUCUCGCUUGUCAAGCAGGGCUAUGGAGGCGAGAUGGUGUCAGUUUCUGCUUCGUUUGAUGGGAAGCAGCACCUCCUGAGCCUGCCAGUAGUGAACAGCAUUGGCUAUGUCCUGCGCUUCCUCAAGAAGCUCUGCCGCAGCCUACUGUGUGACAAUCUCUUCAGUAAUCAGCCUUUCCCACAGUAUAGCAGCACCUCUGGAAACCCAGCGCAGUAUGAGAAUGGAAGACUGGAGUCAGAAACUAUCGUACCUGAAGAUUACCUGGUUGACCCUAUGAACAUGAAGCGCUACAGUGUUGAUCCUUCUGAUUCUGCCUUUAAUUGCAUGAGCUCCCUGUAUACCAUGAGACAAAGCUCUGGAGAUGGACGUCUUGCUGGAGGCUCCCCUUCCUCUUGCAGCCAUCGUUCCGGUCCGAAGUCCUCCGGGGGACCAUCAUCUACUGGUUUGAGGCAUCAGACAUCCAGCCCAACUAGAAAUGGAACCUAUCUUGAAGGAAACAGAAGUGCCUCAAGUCCUUCGCCAGAAAGACAAGAUGCAGCUCGGCCGUCAAGCAAGAACCCUUCGACCUGGACUGUCGAUGAUGUGGUUUGGUUUGUGAAGGAUGCAGAUCCUCACGCGUUAGGUCCGCACGUGGAGCUUUUCAGAAAACAUGAGAUUGAUGGCAAUGCUUUAUUGUUACUGAAAAGUGACAUGAUCAUGAAAUACUUGGGGCUGAAAUUAGGACCAGCAUUGAAACUUUGUUACCACAUCGAUAAACUCAAGCAAGCAAAGUUCUGACAUUUCCUUCAACAGUGGCCCAACAUAAUCCGAGAUAGCAGACAAAAGGUAACAUGUUGCCUUAUAGAAAUACAUCAACUUGUGAAUUGUUUUUCCCUCUUUUUUAACAAAGACUUUCUUUUUUAAUACUUGUGCAUCUUCACCUUUUUUUAAUCCAAUGGGGUCUUUUAGCUGUUCUGUGUUAAUAAUUUUCCAAAAAGUAUAUAAUUACAAUAAUUAUUUUAUAUCAUUAAUAUUGUUAUUAUGAUUAUAGUAAGUCCUAUUUUUGUAAUCAGAAGUGGGAAAUCGGAAACAAAUACAGCUUUGACACAUGCUGAGGACUGAUGAGGGACUAUAGAAGAGUCACUCAUUAGCCACCUGUCAGCCUCUGGGGCAUAAUUAGUAAUUUGCCAACAUCUGGGGUGUGGUUAUAAUGCAGACCCAAGAACAACAGCAUUAUGAGAUAAAAGGCCUGGAAAAGGUCAGAUUAAUGCCCUUUGUUUGGUCAGCUAUUGUUGUCUUAUGGGCACUACCCCCAUGUCUUGCACUAUCUGGAAAACUUGAAAUUCUUUAGUUUAAAAAAAAAAAUUCUGAAGACUGAAGUACCUUGUUUUCCCACUAGAGGGACAAAUCCUAAUAAACUCCAGGCUUCAGCUGCUGAUGACAUGGUGGCUUUCUAGAGGGUGUGAUUGAGCCACCUUGAUUUUACAUCUAGUAUACACACAAAUUAGGAACUGCAGCUCCUAGCAUGAUCGACCCUUCACUGCUCACCGACAACUAGUUCACCGUUUAGAAAAACCAAAACGCAGAAAGCGUUCCUGAUAGGAUGCCACAACACACUGCAUCUCGUUAAGUCAAAAAGUGGUUGGAUAGCUCCCAGAGCAUCUGGCAUUCUCAGCAGUCUGCCUCCUUCCUUGAGCCAUGCCUGUAUGCCAUAUAUUUUGUGGCACUCUUUAAAAAAGCAAAAGAGUACAGUGGAAAUGUUCUCCAAAAAGAAGUUGAAAAUACAACGCACACUGUACAUUUGCAACUGUGUUGGAUCUAAAAGGUAGAUUUUCUAGAUUAAUUUCCUUACUGAAGCUGCCAUUGUGGGUAAUCUUGUUAACGUUCAGCACAUAUGCAGAGGUGUUGAGCAUUAGGAUUUAAGUGGAUUCAAAAUGUCCUUCUGCACCAUAAAAGAACCAAAAAAAAAAAAAAAAGACGAAUGUCCACAUCCUAUACAGCCAUGCCAGGACAAGUAUAUUUUUAAAAAAAUAAUAGAUUACUUAUGGGUUGGAUAUGCUCUUAUUUUCUUCUUUAAAAAUGAGAUUUAUCAAAAGGAUACCUCUACCCGUUCAGCUUAAACAGCAUUCUCUUUAAAUGAGUGUCCAGAUUUUUUAGCAACUCUUUGAGAUAUUAGGGCUGUGUGAUAGCCAGACUCAACCUGUCUCAGAGAAUGGAUUCCUGAACCUCUACAUGGCAGUGAUCAGAUGGUACCAUCCAAUUCUGUUCAUGUAGAAUAAAAUGUUACCAAAAAUGUCAUGCAGAACAAAACUCAUUUUUAUGUGCAACAUUAGAAUAAACCUGCUACAAAAAAGAUACAAAUUCAGGGCCUGAACCUGAAAACACAUAUGAAUUUGAAUAACUUUAAUCCCAUGAGUAGUUUAAUAGAACUCACUGGGGUUAUUCACAUGAGUAAAAGUUACUUAUGCCCUUAUAUGUUUGCAGCAUUGGCUCCGCAAAUGACUGACCAGUUUUCAACAAGUUCUGUAUGCACACUGAAAUGCCUUUGAAAUGAACACCUGAAUAAAUGUGUUAAAUGAAAUUCCUAUAAUACUAAGUAUAAAAUAUACUAAUAUCUAAACAUAAUAUCUAAACAUGGACGAUUAGAACUUUAAACUGAGCUGCAUUGCUUUAUGUCCGUGUUGCACAGAAUGAAAAUCUGCUCAGCCAGAUGUGUGCUAGGGACAUAAAUGUGUUCACACCAACAAGACGGUUAUACAGUUAAUUGUUCACUGUUGCAUUUUCAAAAGUUAAGUCUUUUACUUACAAUAAUGCUACUUAUUUGACCUGCUUUUAAAGUCAGCCCAAAAGAGUGUAAAGACCUUGAUAUAUCUGUAAUGUCAUACUCAGCAAAUCCUAGGACAAUCUAGUUUUCUUACAUGUUCUGCAAUGUAGCCCAUCUUUCUUAUUUUUAAAAAAAUUUCUGAUUUUAGUUCCUUCCAUCCAAAAACUCACUUCACUGUAACAUAGCUAACUCCAAAAGAGAGCAGGUCAAACAUUUUCCAGUGGGAUGUUUUUUCCAUUGCAAAAUGCUGUUUCCUCAAAAUCUAAACUUUCCAAGGGAACCUGCUGAUUUUGAGAAAAUUUUGUUUUGGAAACCUCCCUGAAACAAACAUUUCACUAUUAUUGAAACACUUCUCUUUUGACAUUCUUGGGAGGAAUAUUUUGGGGUUUUUGUUUUCAAAACAACGUUGUCAUUUGAAAAUGUUUUUGAUUGUAUAUUAUGUAGAAAGUCAAAUUUGAAUGAAAUGUUUCAAUUGACCCAAACCAUUUUUUAAAAAAAUUCAUUUUGUAUAAAAUAUCUAAAUUCAGUGUUUUGCUCUGAUUUGGAAGAAACCCAAAUUUCAAAUUCUGGAGUUUCCCACAGAACAGAAGUUCUGGUUCCUCACAGCUCUACUCCUAACAUACUUUCUUUCCUCUCUCUGCCCCUCUUUUAGCCAUUAAAACUGAAUAGUAAUCAGAAGGCAGAGACAAUACUAACAACAUAUAUAAAUUAGUUAGCAACAAUGAUAUUUUUACAUCCAAUGUGCUGGAAGAAUUUUCAUACACCAUUGUAUGAAACUUGUAUAUACAGUCAGUGGUGCUAUUUUUUUUAUAUUAAACUUUUAAAUAUGACAGACUGUUGAAGUCAGGAUGUUUUAAUGUUUUGUCCUUGGUGUUUUGUUUUCAUUGAUUGUAUUGCAUAGAAGUACAAUAUAUAGCAAAAAAAAAACCCUCCUUUUUGGGUGUUUUGAAAUUAAAGGCAAUUAGGGGGCAAGCAUUAUUGAAGCAAUAUUGCGAUUAUAACUAACUUUCCCCCUCACAAGUCUUGUCAAAGAUGGUAGUUAAAUAGCUCUGCAGUGUAAAACCGGUCAGGCCACUUCCUCUGAACAAGCACUAAAGAGUCAGAACAUACAUGUCAUUCAUUUCCAAAUUAGAUGCAUUUUUAAACAUAGUUGGUACAAAUUACUUUGCUUCUUGUUCCGUUCAUGGCUUUCACUUCAGACUGUAGCCAAUCAAGUUCUACUUUUGAACCAUCCUGAGAGGUGUGUGUGUAUGUAUGUAUCCUCAAAAGCAACUAUGUGGGUCUGUUUUCUACUUUAAAAGAAUCAUAGCUGGAUCAAAAGACAUUUGCUACAAGCAAUUUCAACAUUUUAUGAGUAUUCCCUUUUGUUUACAAAUGUAGGCAUAGUCUAAGAAUUUGGGGGAAAGUUGUGAGUGAGUUCUUUAGCUACUGUAGCUAAAACAGCCUAUCCCCCAAAUAUACCUGCUGCUGACCUUUUUUUAAAAUGGCCGACCAAUUCGACCUAUUCUGUUCAUACAGCUCAUUCAUUUUUCCUUCUCACUGACCACUGCUGCUGUCAUGGCAUCUUCUCCCUCACUGACAAAUGUGUCCCUCCAGAGCAAGGGCUGGAUUAGCUCCAUAAAUUGCCCCCUGGCAAUCCAGUGCUGUCAGCCUCCACUUGGGCUGAGCCUACUUUUGAACCUGGGCCCCUCUUGUGUGGCAGCAAGGGGAGCUGCUGCUUCUGCAGAACAAUCAGUCUUGCUCAGCAUGAUCAAUGCAUAAAGGUACCCUUGAAACAGGCUGUGGCAAAAGCAUUGCUGAGAGCCAUAUACUGCCCCCAAACCAUACACUGAAUUCCCAUGGGAGUGAGCUGUCUUA